Leptopilina boulardi is the source of this 3101-nucleotide messenger RNA. Its product is annotated as zinc finger protein 480-like. The coding region runs from base 452 to 2998 and encodes 848 amino acids. Gene Ontology annotation, biological process: regulation of transcription by RNA polymerase II. Lineage: Eukaryota; Metazoa; Arthropoda; Insecta; Hymenoptera; Figitidae. The record is from RefSeq and is a predicted model, not a curated record. Gene Ontology annotation, molecular function: RNA polymerase II cis-regulatory region sequence-specific DNA binding; DNA-binding transcription factor activity. The transcript has 5 exons.
AUUAAUGCCUACGAGUUGUUGAAACCUAUAUUUAGAUUCUGUGUCAGAAAAAUGAAUUUCCAAAUUUUCAAAGGAAUACAGUGAUUGUGUUAUUUUUCUUUUUUUUUGGAGGAAAACAAAAAUUUUCCAACUAAAUAAUUUUCAAUUUAUCAAUAGAAAUUAUUUCCAAAAUCUUAUCAACAAAAAGUAUAACAAUUAUAACCUCCAUAAUCAAGGACCUUUUUAAUUAUUUUAAAUCAUUUUCUCAGGGACAUAAAGUGUGAUUUUGCAAUCCAAAAAUUCAAGUGAAUUACUAAAAAAAAAAAUAAGUGAAUAAUUUUUUUCUCAUUUUUCAGAUUUAAAAAAAUUGUUUUUUUUUAACAAUGACAUAUUUGGUGUUUAAUAGAAAAGAAAAGUGAAAGUUAAAAAAAAAAAAAUAAAUAAAAAUACAAAUUUAAAUAUUUUAUGGAAAAUGUGCGCGCGACUUUUAGCAUGUCCAUUGUGCUCUCAACCUGGUUUUCAUACUUUAGAUGCUUUGCGAAAUGGCCUCGUUAGCGUUGCAACACGACCACUCGCAUGUCCAGUUUGCAAUGAAAUUUUAUUGGGAAUUGAUAAAUUAACAAUUCAUUUAUUUGGACAUACAAUAAAUGCAAAUAAUUCAAAUAUAACGCAAAAUAUUAAUCAAAAUAAUAUUCAAAUUUUACAUAAUUUACAAACAAUUCCCAUUCAAACAUGGAAUAUUCUUAAAACACAAAAUAUACCUGAAAUUCAUGAGAAAACAACAUCAUUUGAACAUAAUGAACAAGAAUCUUCUUUUAUUUUAAAAGAUAAAGAAAUAAUUAUAAAUUCACAAAUUACACAUGAUAAUUCAAAUAAUGAAUCAAAACAACAAGGUCAAGUGAUAUUUCUUCAAAAUAUAAGCGAUCAAAUUUAUUCAACAAAUUGUGAAUAUUCAAAAAUUGAUGAAAAUUUAACACAACAAAAUAAUGAACAAAAGAAACAAAUUAUCGAAUCGUCUGAAAAUAAUCAAAAUUUAAUAUUAACAGAUUCGAAUUUAAACUCAAUGCAAAAUAAUUCUCUAUUGGAAAAUAAUGUAAAUAUAAUAGAAAAUAAUUUGAAUUGUGUUAAUUUAACUGAUUCAAAUUUAGAAACUUCUAAUUUACUACAAAAUAAUUCAAAUACAAUUCAAAAUGAGAAUUUAAUUCAAAAUUCAUUGCAAACAAAUUCCAAUGAUCAAAAUAAUAGUUUUAUUCAAAAUAAUAUGAAUUCAAUUCAAAAUGAUACGAAUUUUAUUCAAAAUUCAAAUCAAUUGGAAAAAAAUUUACAACAAAGUCAAGAAAAUUUUCUUCAAGAUACAACGAAUUUAAUUGUAAAUAAUUCAUCUCUAAUUCAUCAAAAUGAAAAAAUUCACAAUGUGGAAACAAUAGAAAAUUCAUGGAUACAAAAUAAUUCAUCAGUGAUUACUGUUAAAGAUACAGUUGAGAAUUUAGAUGAAAUUCAAGAAAUUACAAUUGUAAAUGAAAAUAAAAAGAAUUCCUAUCAAAUAAAAUCGAAUGAAAAUAAAUUGCAAAAUUGUGAAAUAAAUGAAAAAACACAAAAUAGAGAAAAAAUAAAUGAUCCAAUUUUACCUUAUUUAAAAGCAUUUCGUUUAUUGGCAUCGAAAGAAAAAACGGAACGUUGUAAUAUUUGUGGUUAUCGUUGUGAUGAUAGAAAAAUUUUAAUUCUACACAAACAAUUAGUUCAUAUGAUUGCCGAAAAAGAUAUAAAUGUUCGACCUGAGGAUUUAUUGAAAAAUUAUCCAUGUCAUUUAUGUACAAAGGUAUUUAAAAUGAGAGGUAGUUUAAUGGUUCACAUGAGAGUUGCACACACUAAUUAUAAUUCAGGCUGCCUGACAAUUGAUUCGGAAUUAUCACCAAAUAAUGAAAAUGGUUAUAAUUGUCCAAUUUGUGGAAAGAAUUUUAAAAAGGAACAACAUGUAACACAGCAUUUAAAAACUCACGAUGGCAAACAAUGGGAAUGUGAUAUUUGUAGUAAAAUGUUUACAACAAAAUAUUUUUUGAAAAAACAUAAAAGACUUCAUUCAGGCGAAAUGCCAUAUAAAUGUAAUAUUUGCGAUAAAACAUUUACAUUUCAACAAUCAUAUCAUAAGCAUAGGCUGUAUCAUAAGGAUGAUAAGCCACAUACUUGUAAUACAUGUGGAAGAUCAUUUAAGGAACUUUCAACUUUACAUAAUCAUGAAAGGAUACAUACGGGAGAAAAGCCAUUUGCUUGUGAAACUUGUGGAAAAUGUUUUCGACAACGAGUUUCAUAUUUGGUACAUCGACGAAUUCACACUGGAGUUAUGCCUUAUAAAUGUACAAAUUGUGGCAAAUGCUUUCGAUAUAAAGUAAGUCAAAGAACUCAUAAAUGUCAAACACCAGCAACAGCAGAGGGAUUAUCAUCGCAAAAUUCGGAAAUUUUAUUUCAACGUCUAUUGCAAAUUUCCGAACCAAAGGAAAAUGAAACACAAAUUGUUGAAGGAAAAUGUAGCGAACGAAAUAAAUUUAUUUUAUUAAUGAAUGAAGAAGGUGAACCAAUUUUACAACGACAAUCUGAUUUGAUUGAUAAUGCAAAAGAAAAAGAAUCGCAAAUUGCCGAUAAAGAGGAAAAUAAUUGGAUUCAAGAGAGAAAUAAUGUAAAUUAUAAAGUAUCAAUGAAAGAACAUGUUAAUACGGAAAAAUUACAAUUAGAAGUGCCACAAGAUAUAUUUUCAAUGAUGAUGUUACCAGAUGAAAAAGAUGUACCAACACCAUCAACUGAAAUGGAACAUUUGAGAUUAUCGAGUCCAAUUGAAAAAGAAAAUGUAAAUGAAAUUAAUGAUACAUUUUCAAAUGAUAAUCAAAAUAGAUUAGAAAUAAUGGGAAUAAGUCGUGGUAAUAUUCGCGAAAGAUUUGAAAAUAAUCCUAUUAUUAAUUCAAUGCGAACAAUAGAUGAUGCAUCAUUAAGUGAACUUAUUUAUGGAAUUGAUCAAGAACAAUAAUUAAAUAAAUCUUUUUUUUAUAUAAAAAUACAAAUAUUUUGUGUCUAAGAAAUUGUAUUCAAAGAAUAUUAAUAUAAAAAUAAAUUUUAUUGGAAGUUUCCAA